CCAAGACGUGAAGUGGAUCAAGGGAGAGAACCAGUCUAGUACAAGGUCAAGGCAAACACGUGGAAUUCGUACUUGGUAUUAUAAACGUUGUUCUUCUUCGUCACCUACACAACAACAUAAGAUGAGUUUGUGCAAGAUCAUACGAGGCCUAUCGGUUUCUCUUCCACGUUGCCGACUUCUGUUACAGUCACAGAAUGUAUCGAGAAUCGCAAGAACAUCAGUUGGGUUUCAACAAACGGCUUUUGAACCACAUAUCCUGCCUGCUGCAAGUUUCUGUACAACAAAUACUGAGAGAGAGUCAGUGUUUAUGACAUUAUUGGGUGUGCCCUGGAGAUCAUCUGAAAAGGACAUUGUAGAUUUCUUAAAAGGUAUACAUGUUCAGGACGUAAUAUUUGAAUAUAAAGGAUAUCACCAAACAGGGAGGGUAUAUGUCGAAGUAUCGGAAAGUGAUGUUUCAGAUGUUCUGGCAAAAGAUAAAGAAUAUAUUGGGACCCGAUAUAUAAAUGUGACUGAAGCCAAUGAAUCGGACAGAAGUGUUAUUUCCAAUUUGCAAGAAGAGUUAAAAAAGAAACCUAAGACAAAUACUGAGUCAGUGUAUGUGCAAUUGCUAGGUGUGCCCUAUAAUGUAACUAAAGAAGAGAUUCGGGAUUUCUUAACAGGUUGUCAAGUUGAGGAAAUAUUAUUUGAUUAUGAUGAUUCUCGCAAGAACGGAAUUGUUUACGUACGAGUACCAAACGACGAUGUUCAAACAGCUGUAGCCAAAGACAGAGAAUAUAUCGGGGCCCGAUAUGUCAAGGUGUUGGUUAAUGAUAGUGAAAGGACUAGACACCUUAUUCCUCGACUUCAAGGGAUAGAGAAGAAAAUGCAGUUCCUGAAAUUUGAUUUGGAAAAGUCAGAUAUGACAUACAUUUCAUUGCAUGGAGCUCUGCACUCGAGCGGGCGUGAAGAAAUCGGAAAUUUCUUAGAAGUGCCUAUAGAAGAAAUGUUAUUCAGAGAAGUAGCAGGAGACGCUCAAGGCAUGAAGUAUAAUAAUAUUUAUUGCUUGAUCAACAAGAAGGAUUUGGGGGAAGCUUUGAAAAAGGACGGGACCUAUGAGGGUAAUCGAUAUAUCAAAGUGCAGAAGACUCCUGACCAUGCAAUGCAACAUUUGGCUUUUGCCAAAACGAUGUGAAAUUGAGACAAAAUUAUUUGAAUUCACUGUGAUAUUCUGAUAGAUGACGUCCCAAACUUGGCCAACAUUGAUGUAGAAGUCUGGUGAUGCCACAGAUACACAGAAUGUGUGGCACUUGUAACACACAGAGAGGGUUGCACUGCUAUUUCCAUUAAGAUAAUGAGUCUUUUGGUUUACAGACUGGUGCUCCAUUAUAGUUAUCUUGUGUAUUUUAUCAUUGCCAGAAAUCAUGAAUAUCUUAUCUGUUGUAGAGGAUUCAUAUUUUGGUCAAACAAUUUUAUACCAUGUCAGUGAUGUGUGUGUGUGUGUGUGUGAGAUUAGAUUGAUUAUUUCUCUGAUGCUACACUGGUUCAGAGAGUACUGAAGGUGUAUGGUAAACUGUUGGAUCAGCAAAUGAUGAUAAUUUGCAUGGAAGUGGAGGCAUUCAUGUCUUCCAGACAUUUUUGUAGCUACAGAUAACUUGAUGUAUUCCAUUUAGUUAAGGAGAAAAA
Messenger RNA from Mizuhopecten yessoensis (Yesso scallop), 1662 nucleotides. RefSeq lists its product as uncharacterized. NCBI's taxonomy places the organism in Eukaryota, Metazoa, Mollusca, Bivalvia, Pectinida, Pectinidae. The transcript has 14 exons. Gene Ontology annotation, cellular component: nucleoplasm; ribonucleoprotein complex. Gene Ontology annotation, biological process: regulation of RNA splicing. The coding region runs from base 122 to 1171 and encodes 349 amino acids. The record is from RefSeq and is a predicted model, not a curated record. Gene Ontology annotation, molecular function: RNA binding.